Molecule: messenger RNA, 2064 nt
Organism: Pistacia vera
Lineage: Eukaryota; Viridiplantae; Streptophyta; Magnoliopsida; Sapindales; Anacardiaceae
Product: auxin efflux carrier component 2
Exons: 6
Coding region: 69-1982 (637 amino acids)
Biological process (GO): auxin export across the plasma membrane; auxin polar transport
Cellular component (GO): plasma membrane; endoplasmic reticulum
Molecular function (GO): auxin efflux transmembrane transporter activity
Source: RefSeq, a predicted model, not a curated record
AACUCAAUUCUUUCUCUUUCUCCUCUCUCUUUUGAAGUGUAAUCAAUUAAUUUCUUUGUUAUUUAGCCAUGAUUACUGGUAAGGACAUUUACGAUGUUCUUGCGGCAAUUGUACCCCUAUAUGUUGCUAUGAUAUUAGCUUAUGGGUCAGUCCGUUGGUGGAAAAUCUUCACACCAGAUCAGUGUUCUGGCAUCAACCGUUUUGUUGCUGUGUUUGCCGUUCCAUUGCUCUCCUUUCACUUCAUUUCCUCAAAUGACCCUUAUGCCAUGAACUACCAUUUCAUCGCUGCUGAUAGUCUUCAAAAGGUUGUCAUUCUUGCGGCUCUUUUCCUGUGGCAAGCUUUUACAAAACAUGGCAACCUUGAGUGGAUGAUCACCCUCUUUUCUCUUUCUACACUUCCAAACACUCUUGUGAUGGGCAUCCCACUUUUGAAAGCUAUGUAUGGAGAUUUCUCUGGGAGUUUAAUGGUCCAAAUUGUGGUUUUGCAAAGUGUAAUUUGGUACACACUCAUGCUCUUUAUGUUCGAGUACAGAGGAGCAAAGCUACUUAUUACUGAGCAGUUCCCUGAGACUGCUGGCUCUAUCACUUCUUUCCGGGUUGAUUCUGAUGUUGUUUCUCUUAAUGGACGUGAACCAUUGCAGGCCGAUGCUGAGAUCGGUGAUGAUGGAAAACUCCACGUGGUGGUGAGAAGAUCCGGCGCAUCAUCAAUGGUUUCGUCAUUCAAUAAGUCUCAUGGAUUGAAUUCUUUAACAUCGAUGACUCCGCGAGCAUCAAAUCUUACUGGUGUUGAGAUCUAUUCAGUACAAUCUUCGCGAGAGCCAACACCAAGGGCUUCAAGUUUUAACCAAAACGAUUUUUAUGCAAUGUUUGCAAGUAAAGCCCCGAGUCCAAAGCAUGGAUACACAAAUAGCUUUCAAGGGGGUAUUGGUGAUGUUUAUUCGUUACAAUCGUCGAAAGGAGCCACACCCAGGACAUCGAAUUUCGAUGAGGAGAUGUUUAAGAUUGGGAAGAAAAGGGGAGGAAGAAGUAUGAGUGGUGAGUUGUUUAAUGGAGGUGUGGUUUCUUCAUACCCUCCUCCAAAUCCAAUGUUUUCGGGAGGUACAUCAAAGAAGAAGGAAAGUGGUGGAGGAAGUGGAGCUAUGCCUAAUAAAGAGCUUCACAUGUUUGUGUGGAGCUCAAGUGCAUCUCCAGUUUCCGAAGGAAAUCUUAGACAUGCUGUUAAUAGAACUGCAUCCACUGACUUGGGAGCCCUGGAUUCUUCUAAUAAAGCUGCUCUUCAAAAUGAAAGUGCUGCUUCUAAAGCUAUGCACCAGUUAAUUGAAAAUAUGAGUCCUGCAACAAAAGCCAAUGGAGAUAACAGGGAUGUUGAAAUAGAGGAUGGACAUGGAUCAAAGUUUCCGGCAAGUGGUUCUCCGUUCAGUAAUUGUCAGAAGAAGAUUGAAAUGGAAGAAGGAGAAGGAGCAAAGAAGCACCAGAUGCCUCCUGCAAGUGUAAUGACUAGACUCAUACUUAUUAUGGUUUGGAGGAAGCUCAUCAGAAAUCCCAAUACCUAUUCAAGUCUUUUAGGUCUCAUUUGGUCUCUUAUAUCAUUCAGGUGGCACAUCCAAAUGCCGACUAUUGUGUCAGGAUCCAUAUCGAUAUUAUCUGAUGCAGGUCUGGGAUUGGCCAUGUUCAGUCUAGGUUUGUUCAUGGCUUUACAACCAAAGAUCAUAGCUUGUGGAAAAUCUGUGGCAACAUUUGCAAUGGCUGUUAGAUUUUUGACAGGCCCCGCCGUGAUUGCUGCAACCUCUAUCGCUAUUGGUCUCCGAGGUGUUCUCCUUCAUAUUGCGAUUGUUCAGGCCGCACUUCCCCAAGGUAUUGUUCCCUUUGUAUUUGCCAAGGAAUACAAUGUCCAUCCAGACAUACUUAGCACUGCGGUUAUUUUUGGAAUGCUGAUCGCCUUGCCCAUAACAAUACUCUAUUAUGUGCUUCUUGGGGUUUAGCUUGUUCGAAAGCAAAAAAGAGAGAAAAUAUAGUAUUGUAAAUCCAAGUGAGGUUUUGGUGGUGGACAAUAAACCUACUAAA